Molecule: messenger RNA, 5792 nt
Organism: Engraulis encrasicolus (European anchovy)
Lineage: Eukaryota; Metazoa; Chordata; Actinopteri; Clupeiformes; Engraulidae
Gene: palm3
Product: paralemmin 3
Exons: 8
Coding region: 429-2282 (617 amino acids)
Biological process (GO): regulation of cell shape
Cellular component (GO): membrane
Source: RefSeq, a predicted model, not a curated record
UAGGUUUACAGCAGCGCAGACUGUCUCUACCAUUAGCUGAACAUUUAGAAGCUUAUCUACGCACAUAAAGCUGGGAGGAGGUGGCUGGCUUAUGGUGACAAAAUAUUUAUUGUGGUAAAAAAAAGAAACUGAAGCAUGCGCUCGUGGUUCGAAAAGGAGCGUUGAUGAAAGAGGCCGCGUUUUGCCCCAGGCUUACGCAUUUUGGGAGCGCUCCAAAUUUUAACUUCGCGGAGGACCCUAGGUGUUUUUCUUUCUUUCUUUUUGAGUUUAGAUGAGAAUUAUUUCGGUAGCAUUUCACACUAGCGUCAACUUUUUCACCUCACACAGCAGGCGUUAUUCCUGAAGUUUCCGUCUCAACCUUUGCGGAGUGGAUUAGUUUACCUGUUGCUUUUGGACAACUACAGGUUGUCAGACAGACAAGAGGCAAGAUGGAUGAAGCGGAGAAGUAUCAGCAGCGUCUCCAGGCCAUUGCGGAGAAACGGCGUCUUGCGGAGGAGCAGGAGCGAGUGAAGAGGGAGAUGGAGGACGAGAGGAUCCGUCUGCAACAGCUCAAGAGGAAGUCUCUGAGAGACCAGUGGUUGAUGGAGGGUCCCCCGAUGUCCCCCACCUCUCCCACCACCCCCACGUCCCCUGACAGCUCUGGAGGCCCCCGCUCCCCUCUAUGGGGCGCCCAGGCCCGCGAGAUUGAGCGCAACAUCGACAGUUUGCAGGCAGAGGCUGAACGGUUGACGGAAGAGGCAGAGAAGAUAACAGAGGACGGCGAGCCCCUGUCACCUGUGAAGGACGGAGUGACACUGAGCAACAACGAGGGUGUCCAUAUCCUGGGGGACAGCCGGACAGAGCCUACUGCGAAGGAGGCAGUUUUGCAGAAUGGACAAGGGAAUGGAACAACGGACGUGGAGGAUUCAGCGCCCUCUCACCUCCCUCAGGUUUCCGAGGUGACGGCGGUGAUGGCUGUUGCAGCCGCUGUUGUUGAAGAUGAGAAGGGUCCUAACGGCGAGGUGCCGUCUGCGGACAUGCCCGCUCUCGUGGCCGACGCGGCUGUGGAAGAAGCAGUCGCCAUGGCAACCUCGACGGCACUGUCGGCGGCGAUGCCCACGACCAAUGGCCUGGCCGGCAACCAACUUGGCGAGGAGGCGGAGGGAGGAGAGGGCAGCGGUGGUGGUGGUGGUGGUGACGGUGCCGUCACCCUGAGGUUCCUGGGCCUGAGCGAGGCUGGGCAGGGGGUGGCGGGUCUGGACGUGGACAUGGAUGACGACGGAGGUGCCAUCAUGCGGGCCGAGAGGGUGAUCAUUAUGGAGGAGACGGGAGACGAGGACGAAGACGAGGAGGAGGAGGAGGGAGGAGGAGAGGGGGUCAUCAUCAAAGGCCAGGCCGAGCAGCAGCAGCAGCAGCCCGUCUCUGAAUCAGCCCCGUCGUCCGUGGAGACCCCUGCUGAUGCUUCUGCCUCAGAGAGCCAGGAGUCUAGAGAGCCGGCGCUGCAGGCAGGGGCAGAGGCCUCCACAGAGACUGAGAAGGGCACAGAGAAGGCCACGGAGGCUAGAGAAGAGGUGGCCACCAAGCAGGCAGGAGAAGUCUCUGAGCAGAGAGCAGCGGCUGCAGAGCCGACCGAGCAGCAAAAAGCAGAGGGCACGGCAACAGAAGAGAAGAAGGAAGGCGUGGAGGAGGAGAAAGGGGAGGAGGUGGUUCGGGAGGUGCCUGGUGCUGGAGCAGAAGCAGCUCCAGUCUCUGCAGAGACACCAGCAGCAGUAACAGCUGAGUCCUCUGAGGCACAGCCCCAGCCUGAACUCCCAGAUGGGGCUGCUGCGGUACCCUCCGAGGUGCCCGUGUACUCCCCCGCUGUACAGCCCACCCCCACAGCAGCACCCUCUACUGGGGCCGAGAGCCAACCGCCGGCAGAGGGCAGCGAAUCAAAGACGGGGGAGGAGAAAGAGGAGGGAGGAAGCGCAGCGGCUGCUGCUCCCGCCCCCGAUGUUUCCCCCACUCCUGCUCCAGCAACCGCCUCCGCCUCUGUCUCCGUCCCUCCUUCCUCGGGCGGCCCGGGGGUCGUGAAGCCCAGCUCCCCCAGUGGCUUCCAGGACGUGCCCUUGGACGACCAAGCCAUCAACCCGUGCCCCAAGCCCCCACGCCUGGCCGAUAGACAGGCCGAGCAGGAACCCUUGCUGACGUACAAGGCAGCCGCCCCCACAGAGGCAUCCUCUUCUCUUCCACGUCGGGCCGACGCCGGUGUUGGGCCCGAAGCGCCCAAACAGAAGAGCUGCGAGUGUUGUACCAUCAUGUGAACAUAUGCUGUACUACAGUGUCCCACACACUCACUCAUUCGUCUGAUGCUCAUCAUCACCUGUCUACGGGGCUCUAAAUGAACACCAGCCAACCGGCCGAAUGCUGGUGAAAUGUCCGUUUUUUUUCUGGUAGAAAAAGCAACUUACUUGCCACGCUGACCCAUAACUGAGUCUGUUUUUGGCUUGUAAGAUGAAGUUCUACAAACCAUUUUAGCUAGUGAUGAAAAAAUUAUAAUUUGGAGCCCUGUCUGUCACUAUACAUUUACUACUCUUUAGUUAGUCAAGGCCCCUCCCUCACCUCCCAUAUUCACCCCUCUCCACCACCAUCCCAAAGUCACCCCUCUCUAGUCUAAACCUGCCCCUACCAAACCAAACCCACCUACCCACCCGUGUUUCUCUUCUGCCUCAUCGAGACUGCUAUUCAAAUGCCUUUCCUAAAUCCUGCUCCCACUCUUUGCCUCGAGGAGGUGAGAGUGGGGAUAGAUACAUGAGAAGACAAUAGUUGGCGGGGGGGUGCUUUCAUUGUCUCUGCCCUUGUCACUGUCCCCUGACUUUGUCCCCCAGAGCGAAUUCCCCAUAUCCUUUGUUAUCAACCCUCUGAGAGAGAUAGAGAGUGAGAGAGAGAGAGAGAGAGAGAGAGAGAGAGAGAGAGAGAGAGCAUGAAAAGCAGUCCUUGAUCUCAGUCAGUGUCUCUGUCUAGACUGUCAGACUGACCAGACUGACCGCUCUCUUGACUAUCUCGCUGGCGUCAGCCAUAGACACUAGUGUGUGUGUAUACUGUUGAAAGUGACUCACUUUGUCCCAGACAGACUACAGAUAUUUCCUUUUUCUCUCUGUCUUUCUUUCGUUCGUAAAAGUGAUAUGAUAUUAUAUUGGAUGCUGAGGAGUCUAGAGGAUAUUCUGUCUCCAAGGCCACAUACGAUGUGUCACUGUGCUGUGCCUCAAGAUUGGGGCCAUCAUGGUCACAUGGUGAAGUGAGGUGAACUUGAUUCGGGGUUGAGACAGUGAUUUUCCACAAAGACAACAGAAGGCAAAACAGCUAGAGUACAUCUGCUGUCAGAGUGACCUUUUCUUUUUUCUCUUUCGUAAAAUACUGAUAUGAUAUCAUAUUGGACGCUGAGGUGCAGACGAUGCAGACACUGUUUCCUGUGAAACGAGACAGAUUCUUCCACAAAGAUAGCAUAAUGUAGGUCUUGACAGGAGGGAAUUGUGGCAACAGCAACAGUUUCCUGUGAACUUCAUCAGCGCUCCCUCUUAAAAGUGACAUGAGACUGUAUUGGUUGUGAAUAGGUCUCCAGCGCCCUCAUUGUGCCUUUGAUCAGGGGCCUUGGUGGUCACAUGAUGAAUGGGUGUAAAACGUGUACACAGUGAUGGUGAAAGACACAUUAUCGCAUUAUGAGAUGGGGAAAGACACAUUAUCGCAUUGUGAGAUGGGGGCAAACAUGGGCAAGAAGAUUGGAGAUGGAGAAAGACACUGAUUUAUUUCUGUUCAAAGAUAACACAAUGAUGUCUUCACAAGAGGCAUGGUUAGCAGUAGCACAGUGGCACCACCAGCAGCAGAGUUACGUGAACUUCAUUAGAGCCUUCUUCAUAAAAGUGAUGUGAGACUAGUUUAUUGGAUGUUUAGGUCUCCAGGGCCUUGGUCACCUUAUGAACUGGGGUGGACAUGGACACAUGAGAGAGAGAGAGAUUUUCCACAAAGACCAGUGGCAGCAGCAGGAGCAGCAGCAGACGUCUGUGAACCAACCUAAUAAGACUUUCCUCAUAAAAGUGAUAUGAUUCUGUAUUGGUUGUUUUAGGUCUCCGGGGCCUUCGCUGUGUGUUUGAUCAGGGCCUUGGUCACAUUAUGAUCUGGGCUGAACGUGGACACAGAGAUGACGAAAGAGACUGAGAUAUUUUCCACAAAGAUUACACAAGUCUGGGGUGAAUUUCUCGAAAGUGUAGUUGCUAAGUAGCUACUUACGUACUUUGUUGGUUGCAAUGCAAUUUCCCAUUGGCAACUACCCAAGUUGCUUACGGCUAACAAACUACACUUUCGAGAAAUGCACCCCUGCAUCGGAGGCAUGUUAGCAGCACCAACAGCAUUCAAUGAACUUGAGAACUACUUUGAGUGCAGUGCAGUUAAUGACUGAUUAUGCUCUGCUGUGCCCUCACGAGCACACUCACCCCUCACACUCUUGAUGUCCUCUGAGAGGUCCUUCGUUGCCAGUAGACCUCAUUUAAAAAAAGACUGUCUUUAAAAAGUAAGUUUGCCCUUAGGUAUGUCCUUUAUUAUCCCACAAUGGGAAAAUUCAAUGUGUAGCAUCACACAUGCAAUGUCUACAAAAUAGACAACAUGCAUACAAACGAGCAGGGGUGCCAACAGAAGGGGACAAAGGGGACAGUUGUCCUGGGGCCCAGGGAGAGGGGGCCCCAGAAUUGGGUCCUCAUUACAUUGUAUCUAUUGGGCUGGGGGGGUGCUUUCACAUGACUUUGCCCUGGUACCGGCCAAAGCUGUCGGUGCCCCUGCAAACAAGGGACCAGAGAGUAGACGGGGGAGAUAAAAUGAUUCUACCUCUUGUUCAGAGAGGCUUAAAGUGACGAGGGCGGGGCGGUGUCUGUGCUUACAGUAUUCUGGCAUGGCGUUACAUCACACUGUGAAGAGAGAGGGAAAGAUAGAGAGACCAAGAGACACAGAGAGAGAGAUUUCUCACUCACACACACACACACACACACACACACACACACACACACACACACACACACACACACACACACACACACACACACACACACACACACACACACACUGUCAUUCUCUCGCUCUAGAAACCUUUUUUUACCCCCCUCUCCUCUCUACUCUCAUCCCAAAUGCAGUAAGCCCCCUGUGGGCUUGCAGACUUUUUCAACAUCAUCAUGGAGAAAGGGCUUAGUUGAGGUCGUGAAACUGGAUUAUGUAGUGACACUACGUACACACAAGUCCUCCUUGGACACCAAGCUUUUUUGUUUUAUUGAGAACAUUUUUUAAUUUUCUGUUUAAUCGUGAUUUGUUUUUUUUUUUAUUCAACAGUGGAUGACCUUGUUUUAAUGAUGUUUGUCAAAAGAUUGCUUUGAAUUGCACCAAGGAGUUUUUAAAAGCUACAUGACAAAAAAAAGGACACGUGUUUUUUUUUGCUGUGAACUUUUAUCAUUCAACCUCGUUUUUUUGAUUGGUUGAUUUUUGUGGAUUUGUUUUCGCAUUAGGAUGAGAGGAAAAUACGGUGUGCAAAUGUUACAUGGUGUCAAUCUGAUUAUUGCUUGACGAGCGUUGUGCAAGUGUGUCUGUGUGUGUGUGUUAAGAAAUAUUCUGAUUGUAUAUUUUUACACAUUGACCCCUUUAUCCACUUGUACAAAUUGUAAAAUGUCAUUGUUUAUUUUGAUGCAACAAAUAUGAUAAAAAAAUGUCUCUGGAAUUAGCAUCAAACUCUUCAUUGGAAAUUUAAUUGAUUGUAAAAUCUAAGGUCAAAAUAUAUUUUUGUGCUUCAUUCAGAA